Messenger RNA from Mastomys coucha (southern multimammate mouse), 7528 nucleotides. It is a transcript of the gene Ncoa3, whose product is annotated as nuclear receptor coactivator 3. Gene Ontology annotation, cellular component: nucleus. The transcript is spliced from 24 exons. The coding region runs from base 307 to 4485 and encodes 1392 amino acids. Gene Ontology annotation, biological process: cellular response to hormone stimulus; positive regulation of transcription by RNA polymerase II. NCBI's taxonomy places the organism in Eukaryota, Metazoa, Chordata, Mammalia, Rodentia, Muridae. Gene Ontology annotation, molecular function: nuclear receptor binding; protein dimerization activity. The record is from RefSeq and is a predicted model, not a curated record.
UACAAAUCCCGGCGGCCCCCGCGCCGCGGUUUCAGCGGCGGCUGCCUCUGCUCCUCAGAGCGCCGGCGGCGGCCUCGGUGGAGUCGGUGUCGGCGGCCGGGGCUGAGCUGUGAGUUUCCGAUCGAGAACAGCGUUGGGGAAGAUGGCGGCGAGCGGAUCAAAAGAUUUGCUGAACAGUGGACUCAGAGAUCGGUAAAACGAAGCUCCUACCCGACCUUACUGAGCAGGCGUCAGUUGAGCUCUUCCUUCUAGCCCACUGUCUGAGGAUUAAAUGGGAGUAAUAAAUGCUGCUGAUCAGUGGUCAGGAUGAGUGCACUCGGUGAGAGCUCCCUGGAUCCACUGGCCACUGAGUCUCGGAAGCGCAAGUUGCCUUGUGAUGCUCCAGGACAAGGCCUUGUCUACAGCGGUGAGAAGUGGAGACGGGAACAGGAGAGUAAGUACAUAGAGGAACUGGCUGAGCUGAUAUCUGCAAAUCUCAGCGACAUGGACAACUUCAACGUCAAACCAGACAAAUGUGCCAUUUUAAAGGAAACAGUGAGACAGAUACGUCAGAUAAAAGAACAAGGAAAAACUAUUUGCAGUGAUGAUGAUGUUCAAAAAGCUGAUGUGUCUUCUACAGGGCAGGGGGUCAUUGAUAAAGACUCCUUAGGACCGCUCUUACUCCAGGCACUGGAUGGCUUCCUGUUUGUGGUGAAUCGAGAUGGAAACAUUGUGUUUGUGUCAGAAAAUGUCACACAGUAUCUGCAGUACAAGCAGGAGGACCUGGUUAACACAAGUGUCUACAGCAUCUUACAUGAGCAAGACCGGAAGGAUUUCCUUAAACACGUACCCAAAGCCACAGUUAAUGGAGUUUCUUGGACUAAUGAGAACCAGAGACAAAAAAGCCAUACAUUUAAUUGUCGUAUGUUGAUGAAAACACACGACAUUUUGGAAGACAUGAAUGCCAGUCCUGAACCGCGUCAGAGAUAUGAAACGAUGCAGUGCUUUGCCCUGUCCCAGCCUCGCAGCAUGCUGGAAGAAGGGGAAGACUUGCAGUGCUGCAUGAUCUGUGUGGCUCGCCGUGUGACUGCAGAACGGCCAUUCCCAUCCAGUCCCGAGAGCUUUAUUACCAGGCACGACCUCUCUGGAAAGGUUGUCAAUAUAGAUACAAACUCACUUAGAUCUUCCAUGAGGCCUGGCUUUGAAGACACAAUCCGAAGAUGUAUCCAGAGGUUCUUCAGUCUGAAUGAUGGGCAGUCAUGGUCCCAGAAGCGUCACUAUCAAGAAGCUUAUAUUCAUGGCCACGCAGAGACCCCAGUGUACCGCUUCUCAUUGGCUGAUGGAACUAUUGUGAGUGCGCAGACAAAAAGCAAACUCUUCCGCAAUCCUGUAACGAAUGAUCGUCAUGGUUUCGUCUCGACCCACUUUCUUCAGAGAGAACAGAAUGGAUAUAGACCAAAUCCAAAUCCUGUUGGACAAGGCAUACGGCCUCCUGCAGCAGGGUGUGGCAUGAGCAUGUCUCCAAAUCAGAAUGUACAGAUGUUGGGCAGCCGAACCUAUGGCGUGGCAGACCCCAGCAAUGCAGGGCAGAUGGGUGGAGCUAGGUAUGGGGCUUCUAGCAGCGUAGCCUCCCUGACCCCAGCACAGGGCCUGCAGUCCCCAUCUUCCUACCAGAACAACAGCUAUGGCAUCAGCAUGAGCAGUCCCCCACAUGGCAGCCCUGGGCUUGGCGCCAACCAGCAGAACAUCAUGAUUUCGCCACGUAACCGUGGGAGCCCAAAGAUGGCCUCCCACCAGUUCUCUCCUGCUGCAGGUGCACACUCUCCCAUGGGACCUUCUGGCAACACAGGGAGCCACAGCUUUUCCAGCAGCUCCCUCAGUGCCUUGCAAGCCAUCAGUGAAGGCGUGGGGACCUCUCUUUUGUCUACUCUGUCUUCACCAGGCCCCAGACUGGAUAACUCUCCCAAUAUGAAUAUAAGCCAGCCAAGUAAAGCUAGUAGUCAGGAUUCCAAGAGCCCCCUAGGCUUAUAUUGUGAACAGAACCCAGUGGAGAGUUCGGUGUGUCAGUCAAACAGUAGAGAUCACCCCAGUGACAAAGAAAGCAAGGAGAGCAGUGGGGAGAUGUCAGAGGCUCCCAGGGGACCCCUGGAAAGCAAAGGCCACAAGAAACUGCUGCAGUUACUCACAUGCUCCUCCGAUGACCCAGGCCAUUCCUCCUUAACCAACUCUCCCCUGGAUUCAAAUUGCAAAGACUCUUCCAUUAGUGUCACCAGCCCCUCUGGAGUGUCAUCCUCAACAUCAGGAACGGUGUCUUCCACCUCCAAUGUGCACGGGUCUCUGUUGCAAGAGAAACACCGGAUUUUGCACAAGCUGCUGCAGAACGGCAACUCCCCAGCGGAGGUCGCCAAGAUCACCGCAGAGGCCACUGGGAAAGACACCAGCAGUACUGCUUCCUGUGGAGAAGGGAGUGUCAGGCAGGAGCAGCUGAGCCCCAAGAAGAAGGAGAAUAAUGCCCUUCUUAGAUACCUGCUGGACAGGGACGACCCCAGUGAUGUGCUUGCCAAAGAGCUGCAGCCCCAAGCAGACGGAGGGGACAGUAAACUGAGUCAAUGCAGCUGCUCCACCAAUCCCAGCUCCGGCCAAGAGAAAGACCCCAAAAUUAAGACAGAGACAAGUGAGGAGGUAUCGGGAGACCUGGAUAAUCUAGAUGCCAUUCUUGGAGAUUUGACUAGUUCUGACUUCUAUAACAAUCCUACAAAUGGCAGUCACCCAGGGGCCAAACAGCAAGUGUUUACAGGACCAAGUUCUCUGGGUUUGAGAGGUCCACAGCCUGUGCAGUCUGUUCGUCCUCCAUAUAACCGAACGGUGUCUCUAGAUAGCCCUGUAUCUGUUGGCUCAGGUCCGCCAGUAAAGAAUGUCAGUGCUUUCCCUGUGUUACCAAAACAGGCCACACUGGCUGGGAAUCCAAGAAUGAUGGAUAGUCAGGAGAAUUAUGGUGCCAAUAUGGGUGGACCAAACAGAAACGUUCCUGUGACUCCAACUUCUUCCUCAGGAGACUGGGGUGUAGCUAACUCGAGGGCCAGCAGGAUGGAACCUCUGGCUUCAAGUCCCCUGGGAAGGGCAGACUACAGUGCUGCUUUACCAAGACCUGCCAUGGGGGGCUCGGUGCCUACCCUGCCACUUCGUUCUAAUAGACUGCCAGGCACAAGACCCACCUUGCAGCAGCAGCAGCAGCAGCAACAACAGCAGCAGCAGCAACAACAACAGAUGCUUCAAAUGAGAACUGGUGAGAUUCCCAUAGGAAUGGGGGUCAGUCCCUACAGCCCAGCAGUGCCAUCUAACCAACCAGGCUCCUGGCCAGAGGGUGUGCUGUCUAUGGAACAAGGUCCUCAUGGCUCUCAAAAUAGGCCUCUUCUUAGGAAUUCUCUGGAUGAUCUGCUUGGGCCACCUUCUAAUCCAGAAGGCCAGAGCGAUGAGAGAGCUCUGCUGGACCAGCUGCACACACUCCUGAGCAACACAGAUGCCACCGGCCUGGAGGAGAUCGACAGGGCCUUGGGAAUUCCUGAGCUCGUGAAUCAGGGACAAGCUUUGGAGCCAAAACAGGAUGUUUUCCAAGGCCAAGAAGCAGCAGUGAUGAUGGACCAGAAGGCUGCACUGUAUGGACAGACAUACCCAGCUCAGGGUCCUCCACUGCACGGAGGCUUCAACCUUCAGGGACAGUCACCAUCGCCAUCGUUUAACUCUAUGAUGGGUCAGAUUAGCCAGCAAGGCAGUUUUCCUCUCCAAGGCAUGCAUCCUAGAGCCGGCCUUGUGAGACCAAGGACAAAUACCCCGAAGCAGCUGAGAAUGCAACUUCAGCAGAGGCUGCAGGGCCAGCAGUUUUUAAAUCAGAGCCGGCAGGCACUGGAAAUGAAAAUGGAGAACCCCACUGGCACUGCUGUGAUGAGACCCAUGAUGCCCCAGCAGGCUUUCUUUAAUGCCCAAAUGGCUGCUCAGCAGAAGCGAGAGCUGAUGAACCAUCACCUACAGCAGCAGAGGAUGGCCAUGAUGAUGUCACAGCCUCAGGCCUUCAGCCCACCCCCCAAUGUCACCGCUUCCCCCAGCAUGGAUGGGGCGUUGGCAGGCUCAGCAAUGCCACAGGCCCCCCCACAACAGUUUCCAUAUCCAACAAAUUAUGGAAUGGGACAACCACCAGAGCCAGCCUUUGGUCGAGGCUCUAGUCCUCCCAGUGCAAUGAUGUCAUCAAGAAUGGGGCCUUCCCAGAAUGCCAUGGUGCAGCAUCCUCAGACUGCACCCAUGUAUCAGUCCUCAGAGAUGAAGGGGUGGCCGUCAGGGAAUCUGGCCAGGAACGGCUCUUUCUCCCAGCAGCAGUUUGCUCCCCAGGGGAACCCUGCAGCAUACAACAUGGUGCACAUGAACAGCAGUGGUGGGCACUUGGGACAGAUGGCUAUGACCCCCAUGCCCAUGUCCGGCAUGCCCAUGGGUCCUGAUCAGAAAUACUGCUGACAUCUCCCUAGUGGGACCGAGAAGGAAAUCACUGUACAGACCACACUGCACAGGAUGGAUCACCAGGAUGUAAGGAGUCAUUGUCUAGGCAUCCAGCUUGGAAGCAAGGCCAGCAUGGCCAGCACUGGGAUGCUCCAGGUGCUGUCAUUUGAGCAGAACUGCCUCUCAGGCUGAAGCGCACUGUCUACCUGAUGCCCUGCCUCUGCGGCAUGCUGUUCUGCCUCACGAGGAUGAGACCGCCCUCUUAGGUCACUUCCUUCUGCCUCGCCAGCCAAAGUCUUCACACAGAUCUGGAUGGCUAGGGCUUCUGUCUUGCAGCACUGGACGAGGAGCACAGUCUGCCUUCAAGUGUGUUGUCAGCAGUUCUGUGUCGCACUCCUGUCCAGUGCAGUCAGUGUUUCUGCGCUCUUGUCCUUUACAGGUGUGCUCCCCAGUCUUGUCGUCCUAGGUCUCUCCUGAUGAGGUCCCAUACCCUGUAAUUCUCAAGGAUUUGUCAUUGAUGUUAAAUGGCUUUGCAGAAGGGAAAAUGAGAUGGCGAUAUUGAAUUUUCCCGCCCUGAUGUGCAGCCAAGUGCACUUUACUGAGGAAGUCAUGGAGAAAUGCAAUAUUCUUAAGGGCGUGAGGAAUGGUGAACCACAUUCCUGGUUUUUGUCUGCACUAAUCUGUUAGGACAAGAACAUGAUUGUUUUGUUUUUUGUUUGUUUGUUGUUUCUUUCAAGUACUGGCGUCACCCUUUGCCUUUAUGGUGGAGCAAUAAUGCUUUGAAAUAAACUUGUGAAACCCAAGGCCAGGUACUGCACUCUGAAUCAGAAGCAAGCAGCGCUUCUGUAAACACACUUCCUUUUUGUAAAUAUGAUCUUUUAAGAUAUUGUAUUAUGUGAAAAUAUGUACAUACCUCUUUUUGUAGGUCACAACAGCUCAUUUUUACAGAGUUUGUGAAACUAAAUAUUUAACAUUGUUGAUUUCUGUAAGCUCCAUGCAGUGAGGCUUCAAGCAGAUGAGACAUCUGGAAUGCCCAGCCUGGGGGACAGGGCAGCCUGCAGCUCCCCAUCGCCCCCCUUUACAGGCCUCACUCUUUAAUCUAAAGGCUUUUUAAAGUGAUCAUUUGUUUAGAUGUAGGCAUUUAAAUUUUUUUUUAAAAAUUCUUUACCAGAGAUCUACGCACUUUGUUAAUUUGCGAGGAAAGAAUAGAUAUGGGGAAACGAGCUUUAAAACAAAAACAAAAAACCGCCAAGAGUUUAAAAACAAAACUGAAGCAAAUUGAUUAAAAGGAAUCUUGUGUUUUUUUAAGCAGUCCAUAAAUUAAAUGAUAAUAAUUUUGGAAAACUUGUAGCCCAUUCAUCAUUUUAGGAGUGAUUUCUGUUACUAGGACAUGAGCCCCACAUUUAGGUCAAAGGCCCUGGGCCCUUGCUGUGUGUGGUCUGGUGUCUGCUCAGCUCCCCUGCUGUUCAGCUCAUGGGGUCUCUUACUACCUCUCUACAUCAGGGUGCUGAGCUCAGAACCAGGCCUGCCAGUGCUGCUGAGUCAGAGUGACACCUUGGCACAUGCCAGCCCCUUCCUGCCACCUCUCUGCCUCCUCUUGGCACCUGUCCUAGUCCAUUUGGAGUAGGGAAACCAAGCGUAAUGCCUUUUAUUUGAGUUCCUUAGGUUCAAACAGUUAGAUGACAUUAGACCAUCUGUAGCUUUCAAGUAUCUCAGCCAGCCCUGGUGUCAUUUUCUGAGAGCCAGUUAGUGUUUAAAAGCCACACAUUUAGCCAGUUGUCCUCCGCCUCCCUGAAGGGAGCACCGCUUCAUUCUCUGAGCUCUCUGUGGGUGAAGUUCGCAUUUCCAGGCCCUGUGGAUGGACUUGGCUUUCCAACAGUUUAGGUCAUGAUGGGCUGGCUUCCCCUGUGAUUAACCCAUUGUCCCCAUUUCCACUGUGUGCUGUGCUUUGGCUGGCUGGGCGUGCCUGAGCCUUCCUUGCUUAGGUGUGUAGGCCACAGUGGUGCUCCUCCCCUUAACUUGGAAUGACUUGGAUUCUCUCCUCAGCACCUCAGCUCCAGGCUAACUGGUUGGCACCCCCUUUUUGUAUGGGGAGACAAAUGAAGUUUAUUAUGUUUUUAUAUUUCCUACUUACUGAUUUUUAUUGGUGCCAGUUCAAAAUUCUGAUUUCCUUUUAAUAAUAGCCUCUGGGAUAAUUUGUUGUUUUUACAUGAACUGCCUUUUAAUCUUUUUUGGGUUAACUAUUUUUGUACUCUUCUUGCCUACCUCGCUUCCCCGCCUCUCUGGCCCCUCUUUAAACCUAGAUGUCUCUGGGGCAAACAGUAUAAAAGUAUUCUUUUCAUCUGCUUUUAUGAUGUGGGGACAUUUCCAGUACUUUUUUUUCCUUUGCUGAAUCCAAAGAUAUAUAAAUAAAAAUGUAUUUUAUGAAGAUCCAAAUGAUUUCUUCAAAAAUAAAUGAAGCUGCACUGUUGCUGUUGGUAUCAGAACGCUUUCUCUCUAAACUGUGCCCCUGUCGUUAACAGCCCUUGUCAGUUCAGCAGCAUUAGAUGCUGAGGCAAGUCGGGGGCCAGAGGCAGUGGGUACUACGGCAGAUAACUGGCUUGAUUCAAGGGUAGAUGCAGCUGGACCAUGCAGAGGGUUUCCGGUUGCCAGCACAACAGUGCAGCCUGCAGCAGACUCUCUGCUUUCUAUCUUCAGCAGAGUGGCCAUGGGUCGAGGGUUCUAGGAGUCUGGCCCUGCCAUGAAGCAACGGGUUUUUUACCUCCAGUGCAGGUGAUUAAAAACAGGGCGGUGUUUUGUUUUUCUCUUGUCUCCUCCCUUUUUUCUCUUCCUUUGAAAAUAUGGAGUUUUGAAGAAGAAAAUGUCACUCCAAGAGCAGUAAAUUCUCAGGAACCGACCGACACCACUGAGAACACGCUUGGGGUUAAUCACGUUUCUAUUAAGUGUCACUUAAGAUGAUGUCAUUCUUUAUACCACACCGGUGACUCAGUUGGAUGGAGCUUUGGAUGCCUUGCCGACUGUCUGGUUGCUCUUGUAAAUAAAGGUUUCUAUUUAAACCUCG